UGCCGUGCACCUCCCCUCGGCUCCGCCGGCAGGACGGUGGCCGGCAGGCGCGGGGAGGGUAGAGGGUUGCCCAUGGAGCAAGGGGAGGCUGUGUCGCCGCCGUCGGCGGCCGAGGAGAAGGUAGGGAAAGAGGAGGAGGAUGACUUAGGCUACCGGCUCUUCCCGGACCGGAACAAGAAUCCUCAGAGCUUCCUGGUCCGCAGCCUGUUCACCUUCCACAACAAGUGCCAGCUGAUGCUGAGGAUGACGCUGGAAACGAAUCCAUAUGCUCAACUUCUUCUCGAGGCUAUGAAGCAAUCUGGUUGCACUGUCUUCAAUGACCGGCACUUUUCUUGUGAAAACUGUGAUGGCUGUGUCGGUGGAGGUUUUGAUUCUGCCACAUCUCAGAUUGUUCUGUGUCAGAACAACAUUCACCACCAAUCCCAUAUGAACCGGGUGGUCACACAUGAAUUGAUUCAUGCUUUUGAUCACUGCCGGGCACAUGUUGACUGGUUUAAAAAUGUCAGACACCUAGCAUGUUCAGAGAUUAGAGCUGCUAAUCUCAGUGGGGACUGUACUCUGAUGAAUGAAAUAGCCAGGUUUAAAUUUGGAUUAAAAGGACACCAUCAGGCUUGUGUACGAGACAGAGCAAUUCGUUCCAUUCUGGCUGUUAGAAAAGUUAGCAAAGAAAUGGCAGAAAAAGCUGUGGAUGAAGUUUUUGAUGCCUGCUUCAAUGAUCUGGAACCUUUUGGAAGAAUCCCGCACAGUAAAACAGAUGCAAAACGUGCUUUUAGAGACUUUCAGAACAGAGAUCGCUACAAUGCUAAUUUGUAAAGGAAAAAA
Strigops habroptila (Kakapo) is the source of this 822-nucleotide messenger RNA. RefSeq names its product ATP23 metallopeptidase and ATP synthase assembly factor homolog (gene ATP23). The transcript is spliced from 6 exons. The record is from RefSeq and is a predicted model, not a curated record. Gene Ontology annotation, cellular component: extrinsic component of mitochondrial inner membrane. Gene Ontology annotation, molecular function: metalloendopeptidase activity. Gene Ontology annotation, biological process: mitochondrial protein processing; mitochondrial proton-transporting ATP synthase complex assembly. NCBI's taxonomy places the organism in Eukaryota, Metazoa, Chordata, Aves, Psittaciformes, Psittacidae. Bases 73 to 813 code for a protein of 246 amino acids.